AAGCAAAUUUUUGGUCAGGAGAGGAGGAAAGAUCAGGAAUCGCCGACUUAACUCUUUUUUUUUUUCUUCUUCGUCCUCAGAAUCGCCGAAUAUAAAUGAUUCGAAACAGUUUCUUCUUCGUUAUCGCCGGCUUAGGGUUUUCUCCUCUAUAAGCAUAUCUAUCUUCUCUAGUCGUCUUAUCUCCCUCCGUGAUUUGUCGUUUAGCUUUCGAAGAAAAACCCUUGCCUGAGCGAUCGAUCCGAAUAUUUCAUCAGGAACUUUCUUGCCGACGGGUGUAGAAACUUACUAAGACGGUGGCGUUUCUUCUCUGAUUGUGUUUAUUUUAUAUGACAAAGAAGAUGAACACACUUGUCUCUAUCUAUCAGACUCUAACUGUUUCCGUUGGUGUUUUUUAAUGCUGUCGGCAAGGCACUAUCUUUAGGACUUACAGCGAGUUAGAGCUACAGUUGACUUUUUCUUUCAAGGUUAUAGGUUUAGCGUUGUUAACAACUAGAUAUGGAAGUCAAGAUCGUCAAGGGGUUGGAUAGUAGAUGUGAAAAUGGUUUCGGUAAGAAGAGGAAGCGCCCACCAAGCUAUGCUGCUUAUGUUAAUGGAGUAUCGUGUGCCAAGCUGCAAGAUGUUCCCCCACCGAACCCGCAGAGCCAACUUCCUGACAAAAGAAGGAAAUUGGAAGGUGAAAACAAGAUUUGUUCUUCUGAGAAUCGCUCUGGGAAGUCGCUUGUCAGAUACUACACUUACUUUAAGAAGUCAGGGAUCGCAAAGCGUGUUAUGAUCUACGAGAAGGGUGAAUGGAAUGAUGUUCCCGCUCAUAUUAUCUGUGCCAUCCAGAAGGAUUUAGAUGAAAAGAGAGCAGCAAUUGAGUUUGAGUGGUGUGGUCAUCGUUUUCUCUUGGAUUUCUUGCACAUGUAUAAGCUAGAUUUGGAAACAGGGUCAAAAACUCCGCUUGCAUGGAUUGACAUUGGAGGCAAAUGUUUUUUCCCUGAAAUUUACGAGAGCGAUGAAAGGAACUAUUGCUGCCGUCGUAACUGCACUGAAGAUUUGAAACGGUCUUCUUCGCAUGAGAUCAACUUGCGCCUUGAGAUUGAUGUUAACGGUGGGGAGUCACCGAGGUUGAAUUUGGAGGAGUGCAGUGAUGAAGCUGGUGACGGUAUGGAUGAUGUUCCAGCAGAGGAUAGCUGCAGCCGUAAGAUUGGAGCUGCUGUUUCGAAAUGGGAUGAGACGGAUGCUGUUGCAGUCUCUGGUCCUAAGCCUGCUGGAGCCGAAGGACUUGAUAAAGAUGCUGUUCAAAAGAUGUUUGCCAUAGGUACAGCUUCUCUAGGGCCUGUAGCCGUGCUUGAUGUUGGCCGCUUUUCCAGUGAGAUUGCUGAAGCUCGUCUAGCUCUUUUCGAGAAGCAGGUUGAAAUCACUAAGAAACGUCGAGGGGAUGCAAACGUUAGAUACGCAUGGCUUCCUGCAAAGAGGGAAGUCUUAUCUGCGGUUAUGAUGCAGGGACUUGGAGUUGGAGGAACAUUUAUUAGAAAGUCCAUGUACGGUGUUGGAAUACAUCUAACUGCUGCGGACUGCCCUUAUUUCAGUGCUAGGUACUGUGAUAUUGACGAAAACGGAGUACGAUACAUGGUUUUAUGCCGUGUAAUAAUGGGGAACAUGGAGCCUCUUCGUGGUGACAAAGCGCAGUUCUUCUCUGGUGGAGAAGAAUAUGACAAUGGAGUGGAUGAUGUCGAGAAACCAAAGAAUUACGUUGUGUGGAACAUCAAUAUGAACACCCAUGUAUUCCCGGAAUUUGUUGUUAGGUUCAAGCUGUCUGUUCCCACCAAUGCUGAAGGUAAUUUGGUUGCUAGGAAUGAUAACUCGGGUGUAACUUUGGAAGGACCAAAGGAUGUUUCUCCACAGUUGGUGUCACACGGACCUGAAGGAGGUUCAGGGAGCGGGAGCGCAAACAGUGUUGGUUCGAGCACUACGAAACCCAACUCUCCACGGAUGCCUUUUCCUGUUGUGUUUGCAGCAAUCUCACAUAAGAUUUCAGAGAAAGACAUGUCUUUAAUCAAUGCUGACUACCAACAACUGAGGGGGAAAAAGAUGACGCGAGCAGAGUUUGUGAGGAAACUGCGUGGGAUCGUAGGAGAUGAUCUCCUUAGGUCCACCAUAACAGCUCUUGAAAACCAGCCAAAGUUGACGAAUGAUAUUCCGGGAAGCAUGAGAGAGGUUGAACAAGGUGCAGGCGGGAUGAUGAUAUGAUGAUGAUGACGAAUAUCAAAAGGAAGCCGCUUUUUAUCUUACCCCUCCCUUUGUGGUUGUUAGUUAUCCUUUCGACUUCUUUAUAUAAUGUCUUUUCUCUAACUUUUAGUAGACUUUUGGUUCUUACGUCUGUGUUUGGGUCGGGGGGUUAUGAGUUGAAUGUGCCGACUAUUCUGUCGUGAAAAAAAAAACGUACUUGUCAUAUUGAUGUCGUUGGGUCUUUCUUUUAUUAGUUGCAAAACCUUGUUGUGGAAGUCGUUGACUGUUGAGUCUAUUGUCCAAGUUCUCUUUACUGUUAUUUAUAAUUCUUCGGUUUACCUUAUA
Molecule: messenger RNA, 2559 nt
Organism: Brassica oleracea var. oleracea
Lineage: Eukaryota; Viridiplantae; Streptophyta; Magnoliopsida; Brassicales; Brassicaceae
Product: inactive poly [ADP-ribose] polymerase RCD1
Exons: 8
Coding region: 496-2235 (579 amino acids)
Molecular function (GO): NAD+ poly-ADP-ribosyltransferase activity
Source: RefSeq, a predicted model, not a curated record